Messenger RNA from Spirodela intermedia, 144 nucleotides. The record is from the annotation of a GenBank genome assembly. NCBI's taxonomy places the organism in Eukaryota, Viridiplantae, Streptophyta, Magnoliopsida, Alismatales, Araceae.
AUGGGGAGGACGGCGAGGAGGCGGGACGACGGCAAUGGGGGCAGCCGACGAGGAGACGGGACGACGGCAAUGGGAGGACGGCGAGGAGGCGGGUCGACGGAGAGAGGGUGGCUGGCGAUAAAGGGAGUGGCAGCGAUGGGGUAG